AUGUCUACCCCUAGAAACAUCAAUGUUAAAACAUCCUCAGAUGAAAAUGAUUGCUGGAUAACUGGUAUAACUGUAUCUCCUCAGAACCAAUUAUUUGUAGCAGAUUACAAUAAUCUAUCAAUUAAAAUGAUAGACACAAACAGUGGAACAAUUAAACAACAACAGCUUGAAUCAAACCCCUGGGAUAUCACCAUAAUGACCAGAGAUACACUUGCUGUUACAAUACCAGACAUUGAAACAAUACAGUUCAUUUCCUUCUCCUCAAACUCUUUCUCAUUGAAACACAAACUGAAAGUAGAUGGACAGUGCCAUGGAAUAAGCCAUCAUCAGGGGAAACUUGCCGUCACCUUCUUAUUUCCUGAUAAACUCCAAAUCAUAGACUUGAAAGGUAAUAUUCAAAUUACAGUUGAGAAAGAUUCCGAUGGUGACAGUAUUUUCAGUGACUCUUGUUAUGUUACCACAAACAGCCAUUCAAUCUAUGUAUCUGAAAGCGUCAAGAAUGCAGUUAUAUGGUUUAACUGGCAGGGAGAGAUGAUAGGAAGAUAUGUAACCACUGGGCGACCAUAUGGUAUUUCACUGUUAGAUGACGGGUCCAUCUUUGUGAGUGAUAACAAGGCUGAAUGUAUAUAUAGAGUGAGUGGUGAUUGUAAAGACAGGACAAUUAUACUGGAGAAUGUAGAUGGUCAUCGAGCUGUAUGUUGGAGUGCUGAGACCAGUACACUUUAUUUAAGUACAGACAGCGACAAUACAGAGAGUAACAAUAUUAUCAAAAUGUAUAAAAUGAUGUAG
Ruditapes philippinarum (Manila clam) is the source of this 789-nucleotide messenger RNA. RefSeq lists its product as uncharacterized. The coding region runs from base 1 to 789 and encodes 262 amino acids. NCBI's taxonomy places the organism in Eukaryota, Metazoa, Mollusca, Bivalvia, Venerida, Veneridae. The record is from RefSeq and is a predicted model, not a curated record. The transcript has a single exon.